GCAUAAAUGUUCAUCAUCAUUAAUAGAAGCUUUGCUUGUCUCAGGCUCCUGGCUCCCCGCAGGUGGACAUGGGCAGCGAUAUGAGAUUCGCUGAGGUCACUGAGCAGCUAACACAGAUGGAGGAACUUGUGGCCCAUUUAAAAGAGUUGAUCAGGGAAAAGGAUGCGGCACUCAGCAGUAAAGAUAACCAAGUCAUGGAGCUGACAGAACAAAUGCAGCACUUGCGGGGUGAGAGAGAAAACUUUCAGUCAAAGAUGGAGGCAGAACGUCACAUUACUCGGGCUCGGAUCAAGGAUCUGAUGGAGAAACAUGAGGCAGAGCUGCUCAGGGCUGCUGAUAAACACGAGUCUGAGUUGGCAGAGAAGGAGCAGGCCUUACGCAGACAGCUUGAGACUCUCCAGCGCUCUAUAUCACAGCCCACAGAUGCAUCAGCAAACCUAUCCACCUGCAUUACAGCUCAGAGAGUCACAGAGUUGCAAGCCCAAGUGAAGCUGAAAGAAGCAGAGGCCAGUAAAGCAGAAGCAAAGUUCUUAAAAAUGAAGGCAUGGUCCAAAUCCCGAAUCAGGCAGCUCGAGGAGGAACUCAAAAAAGUUCAGUCUGGAUCAUGUCUCGAUAUGUCCCCUGAUGUCACGUCCCUAAAUAGUCGCAUUACUGAAUUGCAAGAGGAGAGGGAGGAAAUACUCAGCAAACUGGAGCUGUAUGAAGAUAUGAAGGCAAAAAAUGAUGAACUACAGAAGCAGCUUAAGGAAUAUGAGGAACAGCAGAGGAAGAUGCAGGCCGACCUGGAGCAGGUGACCAAGAGAGCAGCAUCACAGGCAAUGAUAUAUUUAUUUGUUUUGCUUUGGUUCAAACUUUGGUUAAACCGCUGUAACAGACAUCCAUUUGUGUCUUGUUGCUUUUAUUUAUAUAGCAGGAUGAUGUUCAGAGUGGAGUGGCAAGAAAUGAUAACCAUGGUGACUGAGGCAGAAAGGGUUCAAGAUCAGGGUCACGAGAAGAACGUCAUGGCCUUCAGAAUGAGCCAUAUCGAGGAGGAGAGAGAGGAACUGAUUGAGGAUGACUGGUUGUUUCCUGGCUGCUCCGAUCCAGCAUUAGCCAAUCGGCAACAGGAAGUGGAGGAGGAGUUGGCCCAGGCCCGUGGACUCUGCCCACAGAAAAGCAGAAAGCCCAAAUAUUUCACCCCACACAGCCUACAGGAGGACUUGGAGUAUCAUAAUAGACAAGACCUAAUUGGCCAUACUGAUUGCGAUGUUUUUGUGAAUGGAGAGAAUAUGGGUGGAUGGUGGCCCCAGCACAGUGCUGCAGUUACAGAUGGCUUGAGGUCUGUUGUUGAGGAGCUCGAAUUAGAGAGAAACCAACUGCAGGAACAGAUUUUGGUCCUUGAGAAACAGUGCCAAGAUCUAGAGGACCGUCUGCAACUUCAGGCUCGCAUUGAAUUACUACAGGCGACGUUUGGUAUAGAUGAAGGUGGUCAAGCAUUGUCCGCAUCUCAGAAUGAAUCUGAGCGCCUGCAGGCACAGGCUGCCAGCCUUCGCAGUCAGCAGAUUAGAGACACAGAAAAGCAUCAGCUGCUCAUUGCCAGCCUGAACAAACAACUCAAAGGACUGAGCAGCACACAGGAGUGUCUGGAGUCCUCACUCAUGGAAAAGGAGCACACGCUUGCCAGAACCUCUGUGAAACUGGAAUAUAUUGACAGUCUGAGAGAGGCUUUAGAGACAAAAGAAAAACAAAACCAAGAAACAACUGAAAAACUGCUUCAAACUGAACACAAUCUGGCUGAUGUUACAAAGACAUGCAGCAACUUUGAGAAGGAAAACUCUGAGAUGAAAGCAACUGUUGCAGAACUGACCCUCAAACUCAGUGUGCUGAAAGACAAGAUCCAAAAACAAGAGGCAACUAUAGAAUCAUUACAGAAUGAUCUGGUUCAAACAAACGAUGAUCUUGACAGACUGAACGCAGCUCAUCUGGAAGAAAGAGCACAGCUGGUUCAUGACUUGCAGAGCUGUGAGCGUGAAAUCGAUAGACUUCAAGAUGUCAUCAUUGAUAAGGACAAAGAUAUAUCUGCACUAACAACCUGCACGGCAGAAUACUCAGAGCAAAAUCAUGAACUAAAACGGGAAAUGAAGUUCAAAGAGGAUGUGCUGACUAAAAUUGAACAGGAUGUUCAAAUCUUUAGAGACCCACAGCUUUCUGACCAACAGUUCUUUAAUUUGUUAAUACCACAGCUGAUUGAACAAUUGAAGAGGACUGAAACUGAUCUAAAAGUAGAGAGAAAAGAUGGUGAGUCAAAGAGUAAUGAAAUUAAAGACUUAAUAAAGCAAACAGAAGAGGAUAAGAAAACCAUUCACGAUCUCCGCAUGGAAACACAGAAGCUGAUUAUGAAUCUCAAAGACCAGCUAUUGGAUAGAGAACAAGUGCAUGACAAAGUCUCUUUCCAGGAGGAACGUAAUAAGUUGCUUGCUGAAGUCAGCAAAUAUAAGAGUGAGCUUCUGAUGUUCUCUAGAAAGCUUGAGGAGCAAGUUGAAUGUCAAGAACAGCUUAAGCAAGAUAUCCAAGACAAGUCAACGAUAAUAUCUUCAAUGGAGGAGAAGCUGAAGAUCGUUCAAGAGAAGACAGUAGCAGAGAGAGAUAUAUUUAACAAAGAACUCAAGAUUCGAGAUGAAGCCAAAGAAAACCUUGAGAAACAGUUGACUGAUAAAAUUGAGAGUAUUCAAUCGGUGAACAAUAACAACCAGAAACUUCAGGAAUCGCUUGAGCAGACUUUGGGAGAGCUUGCAAGACAAAAGCAGCACCUGGAUAAUGCUAAGGAGCAAAUGCAAGCUGUGCAAGAUCAGAAUUACAACUUGCUUUUACAAGUCGAAAGUCUCACUAAUGACAGUUGUCAAUUGAAGAGGGAAAUUGAGGCUAGUGUCCAGUCCAUCUCUGAUGUUUCAGAAGAAAAGAAAAGUUUGGCAAGCAAAAUAUCUGAAGUUGAACAGAAGCUUUCAGAAAGUGUUAAAACAAUAGAACACUUGCAAAGAGAUAAGGAAGAGCUAACACUCAAAGGAAAUGAACUGAGCAAAGAACUUGAGCAAAACAAACAGUCACUUGAUAAGAUUUUUUUAGAAAAAGAUGGCAUUGUUAGACUCUAUGAGACAUUGAGUAGGCAAAAUCAACAAUCACAAGAAAUGUUUGAAGAGAAACAAAAAGAAGUGCUUACACUGGCCCAAGUUGUGUCUGAAAUGAAUAACAAGGUUGCGAUAACACUUGAAGAAAAUGAAAAACGUGCUUCUAGAAUUGCUAGUCUUGAUGAACAGAAUAAGUACCUUCAGAAACAAACAAAUGAACAGAUGAAGUUACUCACAGAAACAACCAAGGAGAGGGACAAUCUACAAAACAAAAUCUUGAUUUUAGAAACACAGGAUGUGGAAAACCGUAACAUCAUAGAAGGCUUGCUUAAGCAAAAGGAAGAUUUGCUUUUGCAAGUAGAGGAACAUAAAAAUAUUGAAAAGAAACUGCAGUCUGGAGCUGAGACCUUACAGGAAAAGUCUAUAGAAUGUGCAGCCCUCUCAAAAUGUCUCAGUGAGACCAAAGAGGAAGUAGAUUGUCUUAGGAGAGAACUUGAAUCCACCACUUCUCAAGUCCUUCAAUACAAACAGAUUGUUUUUGAAAAAGAAAAGACCUUAACAGACCAAAGUGCACAAAUGGAAACUUAUCAGCACCAACUUCAGCAAUUACAAGAUAGUAUUUCCAUUCUUCAAGAACAAGCUAAUAAUCAUAAAUCGGGUCUGACAGAGAAAGACAUACUGCUGCAGAAAGAAUCAAAUGUAUGUUAUUUGCUACAAAAGGAACUUACUCACGAAAGAGAACUUGUUUUAACCCUUCAACAAGAGAUAAGCUAUCUGAAAAUAGAGUGGUCCAGACUGAACCAGACUUUGGAAGUGAAAGAAAGCACUUUAAGGGAGAAAAAUCUUGAAUGCCACAAUCACUCAGAGGAAUUGUACAAAAGAAAUGAGUCAGUUCUUUCACUAACUAGUCAGCUUGGUAUUAUGAAUGAAAAUAUUGCGAAGCUUGAAUCUGAUAACGCACAUUUAAAAGGCACUUUAGAGGAGCAUUUAGCAGAAAAUGUAAGAUUAAAAGACAAGUUGAGAGAGAAACAAAUAGAGGUUGUGGAAUAUCAAGAUAAUGUCCAGGCAAUGAAUGACCAAAACAUUGUAAUUAAAUCUGAACUCAAGAAUUCAAUGGCAGAAAUAUUCAGACAACAAGAGAUGAUAACGUCCCUACAAAGUGAAUUGGAAAGUAAAAGAGUUGAACUGGCAUCUUUGGCAGAACAGUUAGAAUCCAAGCACUCUCAACUCGAAGCUUUACAGUUCACUCUGCAGGGGAAAGAGGAAGUUUUCAGGACACAGGAGAUGUCUGUAAAUAAGAUGCAUGUCAAACUGUUGGAAAGUGAGAGCCAAAUCACCCAGAAAAUAACAGUGAUCUCUGAGCUACAUGAAGAAAUUCAGAAUUUGCAGACAGCUUUGCAAGAAAAAGAUAGGUUGCUGUUAAAUAAAGAUAAAGAGUUUUCUCUGGUUAAGAAGACAUUAAUGGCACAAUCAGAAUCAUGUGAAGCCAAACUGAAAUUAGAAAUGGACGAAAUUGCUAAAAUUCAAAGAGAGUUAAAGAGCUUCCAAGAAAAGAAUAACCAUCUCGUCAGAAUCAUUAAUGAAAAUGAUUCUUUAUUGAUGCAGGAGAAGGACAAGUGUCUGCACUUGCAAGGUAGUGCAUCUGAACUGGAAAACACAGUUUCACUGCUGACCGGUCAAAUAGAGCGAUUAACCUCAGAGAUCACACAACUCAGGGAAACACAAACUGAGAAGGAACAAGUCACUUUUGCUGCUCAGGCGCAAAUACAGAAACUGGAUGAACUAUACAAGAAACUUCAAGAGGAAUACGAUUUGACCAAACAAGAGUUGCUUAAAGUUAUCAAUGAAAAAUCAUUAAAGGAAGAAGAAAUCUGUAAAUUGGUCCUGGAAAAAGAAGAGAUCUGCAGAAAUUCCAGUUAUCAGAUUCAGAGAAUUCAGGACCAGCUACAACACCACAAGUGGGAAUCCAGCAAAGAUAAAAAAAAAAAACUGGAGUCAGUGGCUUUGCAGGGUAAAGGUGUGUCUCAAGAACACUGGGUCCAGUUGCAUGGCCAUCUGCAACACUGCCAGCAAGAGAUCCAGCAAAGAGAUUUUAGCCUCCAACAACUCAACAUCAAGGUAUGCAUCCAAAAUGUUCCAUCUGGAAAACAAAAUAAAGUGUUAUAUUUACUGCCGUGA
Molecule: messenger RNA, 5282 nt
Organism: Cyprinus carpio (common carp)
Lineage: Eukaryota; Metazoa; Chordata; Actinopteri; Cypriniformes; Cyprinidae
Product: ELKS/Rab6-interacting/CAST family member 1-like
Exons: 15
Coding region: 69-5282 (1737 amino acids)
Source: RefSeq, a predicted model, not a curated record